AUGUUCUCUCGAAUCGAACAAGCUUUGAUUGAUCGCGGUCACGCUAAGAAGGCUUACCAUACACAGAACGCGGUCAAGAUUGUCGAAUUCUUUUACCGUUUCAGAUGGUUUCAAACAUUGUGGAUUGACGAAAUUCUCAAGUUGGAGUUCCAAGCCAUGGCUCUAAUGCAAGCCGAAGUUGCCGAUGCCGACAUCGUCCACAGUCUCGAGAAACGUAAAAAAGUCACCGGAAACCUGACGAAAGAUGAAGAGGAAACUAUUGAGGGGGCUCAAAAACGACUGUCGGGGUACAAUAAAGUCUGGUGGCACUGGGUGGCUGUUGCGCAUACGAUUGUGGAUGUUGUUACCGGGACAGAGGCUCCUUCAGAAGGCCUGGUGUGGUGCUGA
This is a messenger RNA of Talaromyces marneffei, 387 nucleotides long. RefSeq lists its product as uncharacterized. The coding region runs from base 1 to 387 and encodes 128 amino acids. The record is from RefSeq and is a predicted model, not a curated record. Lineage: Eukaryota; Fungi; Ascomycota; Eurotiomycetes; Eurotiales; Trichocomaceae. The transcript is spliced from 2 exons.